UACAACUUUUUGGCAAACAUUUUGCCAUGAGCUUAUUCAUCACAUGACUUCCCUUCCCCCACCCAAAGAAUGAUGAAGAAGUCGGACAUGUUUGAGGGAAAUGUGUUGAAAAAAAAAGUAUCGUGAUGGAGGACAAGGAGAAUUUUGAAGUAAAGUUUUUACUUUGCAUAAUGGAUUUACAAAUUGAGAUUUUUAAUAGUUACAUUUUAUGUAACCCUGGGAGUCAAUUAGCAAACUCUUUGUUGGUAUUUACUCAAGAUUAAGACAAAUAUUAAUGUAUGGUUUAAUUCAAGUUUCAUUGUAUUUAGAAGCUUUCAAAUGUAUACUUUUUGUCCGUAUAUAUUGAAAAUCGCGAGGAUUUAGUGGAGUGACAUUGAAGAGAACGUGUAACCUUGGUGUGGGGGAUGGGUAUUAUCGUUUGGGAACCAUUUUGUAGAGCUUUUAAAACUACCUUUACGAGUUUUUUUUUGUCGAAGGUUGGCAUUGUGCUGAUAAUUCAGUAUACUCUAGUUUGUUGCAGGUGGACUUCGUCGAAUGAAUAUCUUGGUAUGAUAGGAAAUGGUUGGGGAUUUAGUUGUCUAUGUUAAAUGUAGAUAUAACUAACGUUAGGUAGUUUGGAUUCUCUGGACAGCUAAUGUUGACGACUUGUAAGGUUUAUAGUUAUGAUUUAGUUGAACUGUUCAAAUCGUGAAUGCGGCCUACUUGGGUGUUAUUGAAGUUGAGCAACUUUUCUCUAAAAUUCUUAACAGAUGCGACCUUUGCUAGAAGGUUCUCUUAUAGUAAUUGUUAAGUGGUUGUGUGUAUAUCCGAAAUUCUUAUCUGAUUUGAUAACCAUUUCAGCAAGAGUUGAGAGAAUUGCUGUGUCAUACAAUGGAGGGCAAUUUCUUUGCCACUUUAGCUUAGUUUGCUUUAUCCUCCCUAAGACAUUUAAAACCUCAGCUUCAGUGUGAGUUAAGCUAUUGUGUCCAUCAAAUGUUGUGCUAUUAAUAGUGUCAGGCCUUGGUUGAGUUAUGACAUUAGUAGGCCUCGGAUAAUGGUAGCCUUUCUUGUAGUUGUCAGAAAUAAUUAUUCCUGGUAAAAUAUGUAGUUAGGUCAGACAGCACGUGGUUUGAAACUAGGCGUUAUGAUCAUCGCCCUUUUGAUCCAACGCAGGGAGUGGUAUUACUUGUACAUUUUGUGAAACCAUCAUGUAUGCACAGUCAAGCUCGUGUGCACUUCAAGAUGGCGCUCCGUCAACACAACUAAAAUGCGGCUACUCGGAAAGAAAUGUGUUUAAGCGCUCGGCCUACGUUUGGCAUCUGAUAGAUACGUGUGACUGAACUCGCUAACCAAUGGCUUGCUUUCUGUUUACUCUGGAAGUUCGCGCUGGAGCUCCAGUGACCAAUCAUUAUCGUUGCAUUGCCCACGCUGACGUAAUGUAAUUUGAUAAGCGAAAGGGCGGGUUGUUGGAUGUCGCAUUUCGUAAUCGACUACGUAAAAUAACCAAUCAAAGUAUACAUUUUGAGUGCUGGGAGGUCUAGCCAGUAAUAUUGCGAUUGUAGUUUGAUUGAUAAUAACAAUAUACAAAUCGGUUGGAUGGGAAGCAUAUAGGAAAACAAAUGGUGUUUGGAGGUGUGGUUACCCUGGUUGACAUGUUCAACUGCGAAUAGAAAAUCAUAGGGCGUAGUCUUAUAUUUCGUAUCCAAUAGAAUGCAUGGUUGGUCUAUAAAUUGUCGGGCAUAGACGCGAGAUGCCAUUUCGCUGAAGCAGUGAUCAGUUGGAUUCCGUGAGGGCUGGAGGAAAGCACGGGCAAAACAGGAACUUGAAUAUUGGUAUUUAAACAGAAUCCGGAUCCAUCGCGAUGGAGACGGCCAUAAACCCGCCCCAUGACAGCUCCCUGGGCGGGGUCGACGUAGGCCUGCAUGGCGUCAUGGCGAUGGAGCAGGGCCCACCGGGCCCCGGAAAGCGCAUCCGGAAACCGUCACUGCUGUUCGAGGGAUUCGAGGGCCCGCCGUUGCUCCCCCACGGGCAAGCUCCCCCCUCUGGGUCACCACGGCCCCUAGUGCACGACACGAACCGGCAGGGCCGCGCCACCAACCAGCUGCAGUUCCUCCAGAGAGCCAUGAUGAAGUACCUGUGGAGGCACCACUUCGCAUGGCCCUUCCAUGAGCCUGUGGACGCCUCCAAGCUCAGCCUGCCUGACUAUCACAAGAUCAUCAAGCAGCCCAUGGACAUGGGGACCAUCAAGCGGCGCCUGGAGAGCAACUACUACCGCAGCGCCAGCGAGUGCAUGCAGGACUUCAACACCAUGUUCACCAACUGCUACAUCUACAACAAGCCAACAGAUGAUAUUGUUCUGAUGGCCCAGUCCCUGGAGAAAGCGUUCCUUCAGAAGGUUGCCCAGAUGCCCCAGGAGGAGAUAGAACUGCCCCCUCCUCCACCACGGGGCAAACCGGGCAAGCCAGGCAGAGGACGCAGGGCCACAGUACCAGGAGGAGUGACGACUGCUCACCAGGUCCCGGCAGUGUCCCAGUCCGCGUACUCUCCCCCCACGCCGGACACCCCAGAGUCGCUCUCAACCCCGCCACAGACACUCCUGGCCAAGAGCCUACCUCUCACCCUCCACAGUACUCCUGCUAUGCUAGGCUUAUCCCCCACACAGCCCACAGCCAAGAAAAAGGGAGUGAAGCGGAAAGCAGACACCACCACCCCCACCACCAUGGCCAUGCCCAUCACCGUGGGCGUUGGCGGGAUUGGCAUGGGCAUGGCCGGCGGGCCCGACUCACCAUUGACACUCACCUCGCUGGGGGUAGGCCAUGGCCUGGGGCUCGGGAUGGGUAUUGGUAUGGGCCGCGGCAGAGGCACGGCGGGCACCAAAGCACCUGCAGGGAGGCGGGGAGUCAGCGGGCGCCCUAUCAAGCCCCCGAAGAAGGACCUGCCAGAUUCUGUGCAGCUCCAGCCGGUGCGACGGGGCAAACUGGGCCAGCAGCUCCGGUACUGCAACGGGAUUCUCAAAGAGCUGCUGUCCAAGAAACACGCGGCGUACGCCUGGCCCUUUUACAAACCAGUGGACGCCUCCAUGCUGGGCCUACACGACUACCACGACAUCAUCAAGCAGCCCAUGGACCUCAGCACCAUCAAGAGGAAAAUGGACAGUCGAGAGUACCGGGACGCCCAGCAGUUUGCCGGCGACGUCAGGAUAAUGUACUCUAACUGCUACAAGUACAACCCUCCAGACCAUGACGUGGUAGCCAUGGCACGCAAACUACAGGACGUCUUUGAGUUCUGCUUUGCCAAGAUGCCUGACGAGCCCGCGGCCCCUCCUGCUUCCAUGGGUGGGCACUCCUCAUCUUCUUCAUCUUCCUCCUCGUCCUCGUCUGAGAGCGACCCCAGCAGCGAGAGCGAGAGCGACAGCAGCCCCAGCUCGGACAGCGAGGAGGAGCGAGCACACCGCCUGGCCGAGCUGCAGGAACAGGUGUGUACACAGCUGAAAGCAGUUCAUGAGCAACUGGCAGCACUCUCCCAGGGCCCCAUCGUCAAGCCUAAGCGGAAGAAAGAGAAGAAGGACAAGAAGAAGAAGAAGAAGCCCGAGAAGCAUCGGGGAAGCCGGGUGCCAGUCGAAGAGGAUAUACCCAUCCGGCCGGCUAAAACGCCCAAGGUCACCAAGAUGCCGAAGAUGUCGAAGACACCCAAGAGCAGCAAAGGGGGCUCCACACAGGGCAAGAGGAGCACUGGCAAGAAGAGCAACAAGAGCAAGUCCUCCAAGAAGUCUCAGGCAGUGACGCUCAGCAUGCACCAGAUGAGCGCUGCCGCCAUGCUCCCCCACUACGACUCCGAGGAGGAAGACGAGGUAUCGCCCAUGAGCUACGACGAGAAGCGGCAGCUCAGCCUGGACAUCAACAAGCUGCCCGGGGAGAAGCUGGGCCGCGUGGUUCACAUCAUCCAGGCACGCGAGCCUUCGCUGCGCGACACCAACCCAGAGGAGAUCGAGAUCGACUUUGAGACGCUCAAGCCGUCCACGCUGCGAGAGCUGGAACGUUACGUCAUGACCUGCCUCCGCAAGAAGCCCCGCAAACCCUAUGCAGGGAAGAAAGGUGGAGCAGGGAAGUCCCGGGAGGAGCUGGCUCUGGAGAAGCAGUUGGAACUGGAGCAGAGGUUGCUGGAUGUCAGCGGCCAGCUCAACUCUGGCAAGAAGCCUCAGAAAACCAAAGCAGAGAAGCCCAGUGCAGUGGAGCCCCACGCCGUAGCAUCUCGCCUCAGCGCCAGCAGCUCCAGCUCAGACUCUUCCUCAUCUUCUUCCUCGUCCUCCUCUGACACCAGUGACUCGGACUGAAAGCUCCAGAUGGAUGGGCAUUGAGCCCACGAACCCCAGACAGGACAGAGCAGGACUGCCAACAGAGCUGCAGGAGGGUCAGACUAUAGUCAGAACUGACCCGGAAUUAAAAAAGAUAGAGAAGAAUCCAGUCCCAACAGAAAGAGUGGAUGGAGAGAGAGUGGGUUUUUUCAUUGCUCUAGAAACCUAGAGGCUUGACAGAGAUGAUGUGCCGUCUCAUAGGAAAAAGAGCCAAUGGCAGGAUCUCUACUGGCUCUAGAAAGAUGGCAGGAUCUCUACUGGCUCUAGAAAGAUGGCAGGAUCCCUACUGGCUCUAGAAAGAUGGCAGGAUCUCAACUGGCUCUAGAAAGAUGGCAGGAUCCCUACUGGCUCUAGAAAGAUGGCAGGAUCUCAACUGGCUCUAGAAAGAUGGCAGGAUCUCUCCUGGCUCUAGAAGGCAGGAUCUCAAGAUGGCAGGAUCUCUACUGGCUCUAGAAAGAUGGCAGGAUCCCUACUGGCUCUAGAAAGAUGGCAGGAUCUCAAGAUGGCAGGAUCUCUACUGGCUCUAGAAAGAUGGCAGGAUCUCAAGAUGGCAGGAUCCCUACUGGCUCUAGAAAGAUGGCAGGAUCUCAAGAUGGCAGGAUCUCUACUGGCUCUAGAGAAAGAUGGCAGGAUCUCUACUGGCUCUAGAAAAAUGGCAGGACCUCAAGAUGGCAGGAUCUCUACAAACUCUAGAAAGCGAGGAGGAUAGAUAGUACGAGAUGAUCCCAGAGUUCUGGACUAUGUCUUUCUCUCCACGCUUUGUGUAUAUAGUAUGUACAAAUAUAUAAAUAUCUAUUUUUCUUUUAUAAAGAAGAAUUUUAAGGAAUCCCCAAAUGUGGGGAGAAAGUAAAGGUGUGGACAGGCUGUCUUUAGUUUAACUGUUUUAUGACAAGGAAUUAGAAGGUAAAGUGUGUGUGUGUGUGUGAGAGAGAGGGGCACGGCCUCUCACAGUAAACACAGCCCUGCUUAGUUUCUCAUCUUGUUGAUGCAGGCGUUUGAAAUAAUUCUGCAUUGUAAAGCACCUUGUUUCAGUAUACAUGAAGAAACUGAAGAGCAUCAAGACUGCAACAUACGCAUGUACUUCUACAGCUUGAGAGGGGUGUCCAUGGUACACAAAUGGUUUAAGUGAACUAACUUUUUCCUACUUUUCACUCUGUAAAUGACCUGUUUCUAUCUUGUGACCAAUCUGCAAAUAAAUUGUGAGGACAUCUCUCCACUCAGCAUUACCCACACGCAAACAGAUUCUUCCCUUGUUUUGUUUUCUGUCAAUUGGAUAUGUCCAGAAUGUGUCAAGUGAAGUCUACAGACUACUGAAAUGGUCACAUCUCUCUUGCAAGACAUUUUAACUUGCAUGAGUAAUGUAUAAUGACUAGAUUUUGAGACUUCAUUUUAUCUGUGGAAAAAAUCUAUUUUUCUAGAUGGUAUCUUAGUAAGGUUCAGUGGGGUGGUUAAAUGCCGUCCUUGUGUCCCCCAGGUCUGAUUCCCAUAGCGUUGCAAUACCAAUGCUUUAUGGCACAAAACCACACUAUUUAUUUGAACAACUUGGCCUUUUAACAUUUUGGCAGCUGAAUGUUUUUUUUGUCUUCAAUUUAGCUAAAUCUGAUUUGGGAAGAAGAUUGUAGUGACCAUUUCCUUGCUCAUAGUUUGUUUAGCAGAAGUGGUAUACGUACUUCAUGAUAUUCCGAGGUACUAAACUGAUUUAGUGAUUUAGUUAAGAAGUCAAGCUUUUUUUAAAUAUAAUUGUUUGAGAAUUUAGAUUUUGUACGUGUGAUCAGUUAUUUAUUUGAGUGGACACUGAGACCAAAUCGUUAUUGCAUUUACUUGAAGUCAAUGGAGAAAGUUGCAUAUUGGUAAUAAUGACAAACUACUCAAACAAAAAUGUGUACAGCUGUAAGGAGAAAAGGCACGGUUGAAAAAAGUUUACAUUUUACAGUCACAACUUUGGAGCAUGUUUCUACCACUGAGGUUUCUUGUUUUGCUUUUGUUCUUAGUCAUGUUCUUUCACCCCCUACAAUUGUGAGAUGGUUGUUUCUUGCUCUGUUUAUUUUAGAAGAAAAAAACUUUGAACUGUCUGACUACAAAUAAAGAGAGAGAGGUCUUUAACACUCA
Molecule: messenger RNA, 6442 nt
Organism: Salvelinus fontinalis (brook trout)
Lineage: Eukaryota; Metazoa; Chordata; Actinopteri; Salmoniformes; Salmonidae
Product: bromodomain-containing protein 2-like
Exons: 12
Coding region: 1841-4312 (823 amino acids)
Biological process (GO): chromatin remodeling; regulation of DNA-templated transcription
Cellular component (GO): chromatin; nucleus
Source: RefSeq, a predicted model, not a curated record